Molecule: messenger RNA, 1765 nt
Organism: Rubroshorea leprosula
Lineage: Eukaryota; Viridiplantae; Streptophyta; Magnoliopsida; Malvales; Dipterocarpaceae
Source: the annotation of a GenBank genome assembly
GUGGCCUCCUGUCCCGUCCGUUACGUUCAACGCCGUUCUAUUCCCGGCGGUUUAAAUUCCGAAAACACCCCUCAACUCCCUUAAAAUUACCAUCGCAUUCCCUCUCUCUCUUUCUUCCCACAUCCCUUCUGGCCUUCACCGUCUCCAGCACUCAUGUCCUGCCUCUUUCUCCCUUCUUCCUUUUCCCCCCCAGUUCUCACCAAACCCUAAUCUCGCCGGAAAACUGCUCCCAAUUAACCAACAGAUUCGCGGUAAUCAAUAAAAUCCCAAAUCCCAAAAGAUUUUCUCCCGGAAUUCCCUUCAGAAUCCUGCACAUUUCCCCACUAUUGCUGCCAAGCUGCCGAUGGCUAAUACCUCCCCUCCCAUUUCCUCCCCACAUCCUUCCACAAUUCCACUCUCACUACAGAGCAGCACAAGAUUUCCGCCAUCUCCUUCCAAUUCCUCCCGUUUUACAAUUCCUUCAUCAAUAUUCUCGACCCCAUUUGUCCUCUCUGUCUCCCUUCUUUUAUCUCUCCCCGUUCUGUUUUUCCUCCUGGGACCUGCCUUCCAUACCCAGCCCCUCCCCCCCAUCCCCUUCCCUGAUGAAGUCGACGACCUCCGCCUCUUCCGCCGUGCCUCCUCCGCCUCCUAUUCCACCUCCCAUCUCUCUACCUCCUCACCCAAACUCAAAAUCGCCUUCCUUUUCCUUACAAACACAGACCUUUACUUUGCCCCCUUAUGGGAACGCUUCUUCAAUAAGCAAAGGAAUUCCCUUUAUAACAUUUAUGUCCAUGCCGAUCCCACCGUAAAUAUCACGCGCCCCCAUGGUGGUGUCUUCGAGAACCGCUUCAUCCCAAACGCCAAACGCACCUUCCGUGCUUCUGCCACCCUCAUCUCCGCCACUCGCCGCCUCCUUGCCACUGCACUCCUGGACGACCCUGCCAACGCCUACUUCGCCGUCCUCUCCCAGUACUGCAUCCCCCUUCACAGCUUCCGUUACGUAUACCACUCCCUCUUUUCCUCUCCUUCAUUUGAUUUAACCGAUUCGGAUCCUGGUCCUCAGCUGGCUCAGUUGGGGAUGCGAGUAAGCUACCGGAGCUUUAUCGAGAUACUAUCAAAGGAACCAAGGCUUUGGAAGAGGUACGUCGCUUCGGGGAGGGAUGCGAUGUUGCCGGAAGUUCCAUUUGAGCGGUUCAGGGUUGGAUCUCAAUUUUUUGUUUUAACUCGUAAACACGCUUUGGUAGUGGUCAGAGAUCGGAAGCUUUGGAACAAAUUCAAGCUGCCAUGUUACAGUGCCGAUGAUUGCUUCCCUGAGGAGCAUUAUUUUCCAACAUUGCUAUCAAUGCAGGAUGCUAAGGGGUGCACCCAUUAUACUUUAACUCAAGUCAAUUGGACUGGAACAGCUCAUGGGCACCCUUAUACAUACAAGCCAAGUGAGGUCUCUUCUGAGCUAAUUUCUCGGUUAAGGAACUCCAAAUACUCCAGCUCUUUCUUGUUCGCGAGGAAAUUCUCACCGGAUUGUUUGGCACCAUUGCUGUGUAUUGCUGAUUCUGUCAUUUUCAGGGACUGAGAUUUUUUUACCUGGUAAGUAAAUUUCUUGUUUUUUCCUCUGAUUUCUGUUUUAUUUUUCCUAGUUAUGAUUCCAUUCUGGUGUGCUGGUUAACUUUUCAUUUGUCAAGUUGAUUAGUGGGGCUAGUAACGUGUUAGAUGGACAUUAGUUUCAUCUAAUCUUGAAAGUUGGGAAUUUUGUUUUCUAGAAAGUUGGAAAAGUCCGAGUCAAUUCUCA